Molecule: messenger RNA, 1116 nt
Organism: Mucor velutinosus
Lineage: Eukaryota; Fungi; Mucoromycota; Mucoromycetes; Mucorales; Mucoraceae
Exons: 7
Coding region: 1-1116 (371 amino acids)
Cellular component (GO): endoplasmic reticulum; plasma membrane; Golgi apparatus
Source: RefSeq, a predicted model, not a curated record
AUGUCUGAAGAAAAGAGUAGAAAACCUGCCAAUACCGCAUUCAAGCAACAGCGUCUUAAGGCUUGGCAACCAUUAUUAACACCUAAAACUGUACUGCCUACACUGUUUGUAGCAGGUAUUAUUUUUGCUCCACUUGGUGGUUUGUUCUUGUAUGAAAGCGAUACUGUAAAUGAGGUUAUCAUUGAUUAUACCCACUGUAUGAAUGCAAACUCAACCCCCACCUCUUUGGAUUCAAGCUUAUAUUCAUACAAAUACACUGCUGAAGGAACUGGACCAAUGUAUGCACCAACCUAUCGAUUUGUACCCAAUACUGUAGCUGGAGAAGCAGGCGUUUGUGCUAUUCGUUUUUCAGUUCCUAUUGAGCUUAAGGCGCCUAUUUUUCUCUACUAUCGACUCACCAACUUUUACCAGAAUCAUCGUAAAUACGUUAAAAGCCUUAGCUACAAUCAACUUCAUGGCGAUGUGAUUACACCCGCAGAUGCAGCCAGCUCCUGCUCACCUGUUGCUACUGAGCCCGGUACUGAUAAAAUCUACUAUCCAUGUGGGUUGAUUGCAAACUCUAUGUUUAAUGAUACGUUUAGUGUUUCAUUUGUGAAUCCUCCUGGAAGCGCUCCCAGUUUAACAAUGGACUUUAGUGAAAAGGAUAUUGCAUGGCCAGCAGACAAGAAGAGACUUGCAAGCACUUCAAUGGAUCCUUCACAGCUUGUCCCUCCACCCAACUGGCAGAAAAGAUAUCCUAAUGGGUAUACAGCAGACAACAUCUUCCACCCACAAGAUGACGAGCAUUUCCAAGUGUGGAUGAGAACUAGUUGGUACCCCACAUUCAGAAAGCUGUAUUCGGCUAUGAGAGAAGGAACUCUUCAAGCAGGAACGUAUGAAGUUAACGUGACAUUGAACUAUGACAUAACUGCUUAUGGAGGCACCAAGUCCAUUGUGCUUACUAGUACCUCAUUUUUGGGCGAUAGAAACCCUUUUAUGGGUUUGGCUUGGAUUGUGAUGGGCUGUGUUUGCACCUUUUUAGGCGUCGUAUUCUUGGGCUGGCACUUUUUCAAGCCAAGAAAACUUGGUGAUCACGAUCGCCUUUCUUGGCAGCAAACCUCUGGGUCUGGUCCAUAA